UACAGGCCUAAGAUGGGAAGCUGGCGAUGGUGACUAUUCAGAUAUUGAUAUGGUUAAAACCUUUGUCCUGCCAGCUCUGGAGAAAGCCUGGGGAAAAUACAAAAAUAACCCUGCUCCUACGCCUAAUAUCACCAGUGGACUAUCUUCGACUUGUCAUGGCACCAAGGAUACAGAACUGAACGCAUACCUUUCUGACCUAUAUUCGGUGAAAAAACGAGCUCGGCUUGAAGACAAACUUGAGGACUAUCUUGCUGAACCUCGCGAGCCAUCAGAUGCAAGUUAUGACAACCUGUCAUAA
Daphnia magna is the source of this 298-nucleotide messenger RNA. RefSeq lists its product as uncharacterized. The coding region runs from base 50 to 298 and encodes 82 amino acids. The transcript is spliced from 2 exons. NCBI's taxonomy places the organism in Eukaryota, Metazoa, Arthropoda, Branchiopoda, Diplostraca, Daphniidae. The record is from RefSeq and is a predicted model, not a curated record.